This is a messenger RNA of Diaporthe citri, 2226 nucleotides long. RefSeq lists its product as uncharacterized. The record is from RefSeq and is a predicted model, not a curated record. Gene Ontology annotation, cellular component: Ku70:Ku80 complex; nucleus. The coding region runs from base 1 to 2226 and encodes 741 amino acids. Gene Ontology annotation, molecular function: double-stranded DNA binding; damaged DNA binding; telomeric repeat DNA binding. The transcript has 5 exons. Gene Ontology annotation, biological process: double-strand break repair via nonhomologous end joining; telomere maintenance; cellular response to gamma radiation. Lineage: Eukaryota; Fungi; Ascomycota; Sordariomycetes; Diaporthales; Diaporthaceae.
AUGGCCGACAAGGAGGCGUUCGUCUACAUUGUCGACGUCGGGUCGACCACGUCAAAUUGCAACAAUGGCAGGACCGAGUCUGACUUGGACUUCAGCAUGCGCUACGUCUGGGACAGGAUCGCCACCACCGCACAGGCAUCACGAAAGACCUGGAAUGUCGGCGUCGUUGGCUUGCGAACGGAUGAGACCCAGAACGAUUACCAAGAUGGCGACGGCUACAACAACAUCUCAGUCCUGAAGAAGCUCGGGCCUGUCGUGCUGUCCCAGAUGAAGGAGCUCACACACCUCAUCAAGCCAAGCAACACAGAAUUUGGCGAUGCCAUGUCUGCUAUCAUUGUCGCCGCCGAGAUGAUCGGAGAGUUGACCAAAAAGCUCAAGUACACCCGACGGAUAUACCUCGUCACCGAUGGUCAAGGGCCGAUUGAUGGAGACGAUGUGGAACAGAUCUCCAAUCGCCUCAAUGAGCUCGACAUAGAGCUUAUUGUGCUAGGUGUUGACUUUGACGACGCCGAGUACGGCUUCAAAGAGGAAGACAAGCCCCAGUUAAAGGCUACCAACGAGGCUAUCCUCAAGUCAUUAGUGGACAAGUGCAACAAUGGAACAUUCGGCACCGUCGCCGAGGCUGUAGAAGAACUUGACACCCCAAGGGUCAAGCCUGUCAGGCUGGUCAAGAGCUACGACGGGCCCCUUACCCUGGGGAACCCCGAACAGUUCGCGAGUGCCACAAGCAUCAAUGUCGAGCGAUGGCCAGUGACCAAGGUCAACAGACCCGCUGCAGCUACGACGGUGACACUGAAGUCAGAGUCUGCUGCAACACAAUCAACGCACACUCUGGACGAUGAGAUGGACGGAGUCGAGUACGAUGACCCGCAAUUCAAUUCAGUGAAGCAGCACCGGACCUACAAAAUCAACGAUCCAAGCGCUCCCGGUGGGAAGAGAGAUGUUGAAUUUGAGGAACUCAACAGGGGGUGGGCUUAUGGAAGCACGGCCGUGUUCAUCCCUGACUACGACAAGGAACUUACCAGCCUCGAAGCCGUCAAGGGUUUCUCUAUCAUGGGCUUCGUCAACAUGAACAAGGUCGAGCCAUUCCUCACCUUGGGCGAGACCUCCGUCACCGUUGCCCGGUCUUAUGAUGAGGAAUCGAAACUCGCUCUCUCAGCACUCGUUCGUGCUCUUUACGAAUCGGAGACAUAUGCCAUUGCAAGGCUCGUUUCCAAAGACAACAAGGACCCGGUCAUACUUUUGAUGCGGCCAAGCAUUGAGCUCGACUUUGAGUGCCUGUACGACGCACCUCUACCCUUUGCGGAAGAUGUACGGUCUUAUCGUUUCCCGCCGUUGGACAAGGUCGUCACGAUCACUGGAAAGGUCCUCACUGAGCAUCCCCGUCUACUUCCAGAUGACAAGCUCAAACAGGCGAUGAGUGAUUAUGUUGACACCAUGGACAUCUCGGAAUUUGGUCACGACGAAGAAGGGAACCCAGCCGAAUAUGCUCCUCUUGAAGAUCUGUACUCUCCGAUUAUACAUCGGGUCAACCAGGCCGUUCGAGCUCGUGCUGUGGUGCCAGAAGGCAACAUCGCUGCGGUCCCUGACAUUCUCAAGAAAUACUCUGAGCCUCCUGAGAUUUUGAUCAAACAGGCCAGGCCACAAAUAGAUGCGUUGAAAAAGGUGGCAGAUUUGAAGAAAGUGCCCCCCAAAGCACAGGGCAAAUACAAGAGAGGCGCGGCGAAACCUGAAAGUGGUCGUGUUGUGGAAGCUGCUAUUGACCCACUGGAAAUGCUCAGAGCCGGGGAAGAGGAAGUGGCCAGGUUGAAGCAAGGGAAACCAAAGAUCGACAAGGACAACUCUAUCCCAAAAUUCAAGCAGUUGAUCCAGCGAUUAGACGAGGUCGACGACGACAAGGGUAUUGAAGAAGCGACCAGAGACAUGGGUGACGUCGUGCGAUCCUUGAUCAAGGAAAGCAUGGGAGACAAGAACUAUGACCGAGCGAUUGAGAACAUCGGGGUCCUGAGAGAUACUUGCAUCGGUCUCGAAGUGCCUGACCUUUACAACAAUUUCUUGAGGGAUCUGAAGAAGAAGAUCUUCUCGGAUGCGCUCGGCACAGGGCGCAAAGAGAUGUGGGGAAAACUCAGGCUGACUGGCAAACUUGGACUUAUCACCAAGAGCGAAUCCGAAGUAUCAAACAUCACGGAGGACGAGGCAAAGCAGCUUUGGUCAACGCACAAGUAA